Molecule: messenger RNA, 987 nt
Organism: Cololabis saira (Pacific saury)
Lineage: Eukaryota; Metazoa; Chordata; Actinopteri; Beloniformes; Belonidae
Product: trace amine-associated receptor 13c-like
Exons: 1
Coding region: 1-987 (328 amino acids)
Biological process (GO): G protein-coupled receptor signaling pathway
Cellular component (GO): membrane
Molecular function (GO): trace-amine receptor activity
Source: RefSeq, a predicted model, not a curated record
AUGGACAGUUGGGGCUCCUCACUCUGCUUCCCAAACCUCAACUCCUCCUGCAGGCGGCUGAUGCUGCAGCCCCGCUCCCAGACUGCUCUCUUCUACACCCUCCUAGCCUCCAUCUCUCUGCUCACUGUGACUCUCAACCUGCUCGUCAUCAUCUCCAUCUCUCAUUUCAGGCAGCUGCACACCCCGACCAACGCCCUGCUGCUGUCCCUGGCUGUGUCCGACCUGGUGGUGGGGCUGCUGGUGAUGCCCAUCGAAGGGCUGCGCUACCUGGAGACGUGCUGGCUGCUGGGGAGGCUCAUGUGUGCUCUGACUCCUUAUAUUUCCUACUGUCUUCUCUCUGCAUCUUUGGGCCACAUGGUGCUCAUAUCUAUAGACCGCUACGUGGCGAUCUGUGACCCCAUGCUUUACUCCUGCAGGGUCAACCUGCAGAGAGUUAUCGUUUUAAUCUGUUUUUGCUGGGCUUGCUCUUUUCUCUACAACGGGCUGAUUCUGAUGCACCACCUGUCUCAGCCGAACCGGUACAGGACCUGUCACGGGGAGUGCGUGGUGGUCAUCAGUCACAUGUCGGGAACUGUCGACCUCUUCUUCUCGUUUGUCGGGCCCUGUUCUGUCAUGGUUGUUCUUUACACCAAGGUUUUUGCCGUUGCCGUGUCUCAGGUGCGUGUCGCCCGGCUGCAGAUCAGAUCCUCAUCUGUCACUGCAGCUCAGACUGCUAAAAGAUUAGAGUUUAAAGCAGCCAGGACGCUCGGGGUUGUGAUUGCCAUGUUUCUCCUGUGCUUCUGCCCGUAUUACUAUCCCUCUCUCACAGGUGAGGACACCUCCACUAGUUUGUCUUAUUACGCCUUGUUAUCUUGGAUCAUGCUGACAAACUCCUGUGUGAACCCUCUCAUUUAUGCUCUGUUUUACCCCUGGUUCAGAAAAGCUAUCAGAUUCAUCUUCACGCUCAGAAUACUGCAGCUUCACUCCCAGGAGAUGAAGAUCCUGUAG